This is a messenger RNA of Cladocopium goreaui, 4134 nucleotides long. Lineage: Eukaryota; Dinophyceae; Suessiales; Symbiodiniaceae. The record is from the annotation of a GenBank genome assembly.
AUGGACGUUCGCAGUGUGCUGAUACGCUGUGGCAUGCCUCAUGAAGUUUGGGGAUUGACGGCAGAUGCCGUGGCUUCAUGCAUGAUCUGCAGGAAGUUUUCAAGAGCUGGACGGAGACCACAAACCAAGGGCUUCAACCUCAGCUACAACUUCAACGACGUGGUGCAGAUGGACCUGUUCAAGUACCAGGACUUGUGGUAUGCCCUGAUGAUCGAUGAGGCCACGCGGUACAAGAUCGCCACUCGAUGUGAAGGCGGAGAACUACCACAGAUCUUGGCCGCACUCAUGAAAGGAUGGAUCCGAUACUUUGGUCCAGUGAGAACUCUGGUGACCGACCAAGAGUCGUCAUUGAUGACGAUUGGAGCUGGAGAUGAGUUUCAGCGAUUGGGCAUAGCUCGACAGCCCGCUGGAACCACAAGUGGUCGACAAGGGCAGAAACACACCACAACUGGCUUGGUGGAGAAGCACAUUGACCUGGUGAAGCUCACGAUGCUGAAAACUCAAGCUGAAGCAGGGCGCUAUGGAAUCGAAGUUGAAGGAGAAGAACUUGCCGCAGAGGCAUCCAUGGCCCAGAACACAACAACCAAUGUUGGUGGCUACUCUCCAGUCACCAUGGUCUUCGGCAUCUUACCUCGAGGAUACUUGGAUCCUGAAGCUGAUGAACAUGGAGAUGCAGCAAUCCUGGAGAGCCGCAUCGCCAGAGCCAACAAGGCCAGACCUCAACAACUACAACUUGGAGACUAUGUGCCGGGAAUCGGGGAACAACAAAAGUUGAAGUAUAUCGUGAAGAUGGAACUGGACAGGGCUGGAGAGGCCCAGCCUAUCAGGGAGAGCUACAUGGUCUUCUUCAAUGACAACCAGAACGACACCAUGGACUCCCAGAAGGUGACGGCAGCCCUGACAAGAAUGAAGGCAGUUGUUGAGAACAGCACACCUCAUCGAACCUUCACCAUUGGACAGGUUCUGAAGACCGACAACGGUGAGGACAAGAUGGUGAUGUUCCCCAAGAACUUCACUUUUAAUGGCAUCAAGUUUGGCAAGGGCAUGAGAAUCAUAUCAGUCCCCAAGUACACCAAGGGCACACUCAUCACCUGGCCUGAAGGAACUCAAGGCAUUGCAGUCACCGAGAAUCAUGGAGACUCUCACAUCCACAUCAAGGAGCUCUUCUCGAAAGAGGCCGACAAGAUCUGCUUCCUCUACCUCUACGGCUACAUGACCUACCAGAACGAGGACAUGAUCGUGCAUGCCAAAAUCACGAGAAGGACAGCUCCAACGGUGGCUUCAACUGAACAACAAGCUCAACCUGGAGGUGACGACAUGAGCACCCAAUCAGAACCUUUGGUGGAACUGGGACAGAAACGAAAAGAGCCUGAAACCGACUUUGGUGCCAACUCUCCCGAGCACAAGAAGCACAAGCAUCUUUGGAUGUCCACUGAACUUUUGCAUCUACGAUCGCUGUGGUGGAUGACGCAGAGACCAAAGAAUAUCAUCCUAGAUCCACAUCCAAUUUGGUUUGAGGAGGACAUGAGAUGGACAAGAAAGAGAAAGCAACAUGCACUACAACCUGAAGGACAAGAUGGGUUGCUUCUCCACCUCUACUGCAAGACCGAGGCCCACUUGUCCAUCGACAUGCGAGAAGGUCACAUCUACCGAGUGGAUGAACAAACGGACACCUUGACCGAAGACCAAGUCCUUCGACAUUGGCAACAGUUCGAGUCAAGUGACCGCAAGGAGAUCCAACAGUUUGUGACCGAGAAGGUCUUCGAGAAGAUCAAACUGGAUGACAUACCCAAGGAUGCCACUGUCGUGGAUUGCACUUGGGUGAGGAAGUUCAAGAGAAUGCCAAAUGGAGAACUGGCUCCAAAAUCCCGGCUGUGCGCUCGUGGCUUUCUUGAUACACGAAGCACAACAGCUACGAGACUCAGUCAGAGAUUGGUGGUGUCAGUGGCGGCAACACACCUCUUCGACCUGGCGUCUUGGGAUGUGUCAGGUGCCUUCAUGAAGGGACUAUCUUUUCGACAAGUUCAAGAAGCUCUGAGGAGAAAAGGCAUCCCAAGUCCACGACGCAUUGUCGUGAUCGUGCCACCUCCAAAUGUGUGGCGUCAUCUUGGAGAAAUCAGCCCUGAGUUUUGGAUUCCUGAAGAUCAAUACCAUCUACAUGGGCUGAUCUGCUUGAAGCCAACAUAUGGACUUUCAGAUGCACCUCUUGCCUGGCAACUUUGUCUUCACGAAGAACUUGCAGCCAGUGGAGGACAUCAAAGCAGUUUGGAUGAGAACAUGUGGAUUUUCAAACAUCCAGAUGGAGCGAUCGAAGGUGUCAUCACAACACAUGUGGACGAUUUGGCAGUGUGCGCAAAUCGAACUUUCCUCAACAAGCAGCACAAGAUCCUGAGCGACAGAUUUGGUCGCAUCACUCAACAAGAGCCUCCUUUCAACCACUGUGGAUGCCGAUACACUCAGCUUCCCAACAAAGGUGGCUACAAGAUCGAUCAGGAAGAGUUCACAGCAGCUCUCAAGACCAUUGAGAUCAGCAACACCAAGGAUCCCAAUCGCCUGUUGGAACCUGGGGAGGACAUCAAGUGGAAGCUGGCGGUGGUCCAUGACGCUUCGUCAGCGACAAAGGGAAGAGCAUACAGCCAAGAAGGAGUGAUGGUGAUGCUCAUGCCAGACCUGAUGGACUUCAACAAGGAGAUUCAUACCAUCAGCGGCUUGGAAGUCUCUGAGAAGAACUUCGGUGGCUUGGCACACAUCCUCUAUGCUCAUGGUGGAAAAUCGAAAAGGAUCUCAUACUCCACGUCUCAUGCAGAGACACUGGCAGCAAUGGCAGGCCUGGAAACCUCAACGCUAGUCAGCUUGAGAUUGGCCGAGAUCUUACUCCCAGAUAAGAAGCCAACGCUUCAAAGACUUGCAGCACUACAAGAACAAGGAGUUCCAUUUCUACCAGUGGAUGCCUACACUGAUUGCCGGGACUUCUACUCCCUCACAACAGGGAUGACAUCAGCCCCGCAGGACAAGUCCCACCGGUUUUGUGCUGGCACACAGAGAGGCCCGCAUCGCAGGCCGUUUGAGAUGGGUCAUACUGGUGCCGACACAGUCAAUGGUGGCGGAUGCAUUGACCAAGGUGAUGCUCAGCAGACAAUUGCUGGAGAGUUGGAAAAGGGAGACAACGCUUGGUUGGACGACAACCUAAGCAUCAACUACAUCAAAACCAUCCAGAACUACAAAGCGGAUUCGAGAUUUACAUCCAGUGGAAGCACAUGGAAGCCCAACAAAUGGCUUCUGGCUAUGUUGUACUUUGCCACUUUGGCGAAUGGUGGAAGAGCUGAAGGAGAAGCAGUGUGCAUGGAAGUUUCACAAAGCGCGCCAACAAUUCAAGUACAGUCGAUGCUCAUGUCAGUCAUGAUGCUCGUGAUUUUUGCCUUGGCCUUCUUCAUCUACAAGGUCAAACUUUCGUUGGCCCGACUUAAGGGAAUCGUGGACACCGAGAUGAUCCAGGUGCUGGACCCGAUGAAUCAACGACUUCGAGAUGCAGAACGAGAUCAGAGAAACCAUAUCUACAACUUUGACGCCUUGCAGCGACAGGAUGAGUCGUAUUCCAGGGAGUAUUCAGGUGACUCCUAUCAACCAGAGGAUGAGUCAGUCAGAUCUGUGAGCUUUCUUCGAAGAGCCUCAAGGUCCCGAGAUGGAGAUCAAGGAGAACAAGAAUCUGAAGAGUCCAGCGAGGGAGAGACGCAGGACCUGAAGGAGCUCCGACGUCGUCAAGAACGAGAAGCUCAGCGGCGUAUGGAUCUGCAUGCCCAGACCAACAACCUGGAGGUCUACUUGCACAUGGAAGAGGGCUUACUACCUCCUGACCAAUAUCUUCCAUUCUUCAGGGUGGACGAGCUCUGCGAGGAGCAUGCCCCAUUGUUUCCAACGGUUGGGAACUAUGAUCCGACCGAGCACGUGCAGGUGGUGACCUACCAAGGGGAGCGAACCUUCUGCCUGACCGAGGGCAACCAGCGCUUGACCUUUCGAAGCUGGGAAGGUUUGCAUGGCUUCAGAUGCAGCAGAAUCGCUGCGCGCCGCAAUGAUCGAGUCAGUGAUACCGAUCACGAAUGGCGACUGAACAACCUUUACCAGUACUACAUGCGU